ACGAAAUAAGAAUUUUAGAAACCUAUUUUUAGUUUAGAGAGUUUAUUAUAUUUCAUAUCGCUUUAUUUUAAUAUUUGCUUUAUAAUAAGUCACAAUGGGAAGAAAAUCGCAUUCAAAGCAAUCUGCUAAGAAGAGUUCCGGGAAGGAAAAUAAUAAGUUAAGUCAGAAUAUUCGUAAAGAGCUCGCGGUGUACGUGGAUAAGUUGCUGAAAUUAACUAGCGUGUUCCAAACUACGGUUAAUUUAGGGAAAAGUUGGGAGCAUCACAAUGACAUCGAAGCGAUUCUGGGAGAAAUUAGGAAUAUUGAAUACCCACUUAACAACCACAAGGUAUCGAAGUCACGGCAGUCACGCAAAGAAAACUUCUUUAGCUGGCUGAGCGAAAAUGGGGCGGCAUUUGAAGGCAUUGACAUCCAAGAGUUUGAAGGGUAUGACCUCGGCCUGGCAGCUCAAAAGGAGUUUAAAGAAGGCUCGCUGGUCCUGACGGUGCCUCGGAAGCUGAUGAUGACUGAGCAGAAUGCGCGGGACUCUGCUCUAUCAGAGUUCAUAGCCAUAGACCCAUUGCUGCAGAACAUGCCAAAUAUUACACUAGCACUGUUUUUGUUGCUUGAGAAGAAUAAUCCAGAAUCAUUCUGGAAACCAUACAUUGAUGUGCUGCCUGAGAAGUAUUCUACAGUUCUUUACUUUAGCCCUGAGGAGCUAUCGGAAUUAAAGCCAUCUCCCGUCUUCGAGUCUUCACUGAAACUAUACAGGAGUAUCGCUAGACAAUAUGCCUACUUCCAUAACAAGAUCCAUACCGUAGACUUGCCAGUCUUAAAAAGCCUCCAAGAAAUAUUUACAUACGAAAACUACAGAUGGGCAGUAUCCACGGUGAUGACUCGUCAGAACAACUUGGAGCAGUCGAGCACAGACACGACAGCCUUCAUACCGCUAUGGGACAUGUGCAACCACGAGCACGGCAAGAUAACAACAGAUUUCAACAAGGAGCUAACCCGCGGCGAAUGCUACGCGUUGCGGGACUUCAAAUCUGGGGAACAGAUCUUCAUCUUCUACGGAGCCAGGCCUAACUCUGACCUCUUUCUACAUAACGGUUUCGUGUACACAGACAACCAACACGACAGCCUAUCUCUCUCGCUCGGUGUAAGCUCAAGCGAUCCCCGCCGGGACACCAGAGUAGCCCUACUGACCAGAUUGGGAUUAGGUGGCGUCACACAUUAUAACUUGUAUCGGGGAGACAGCCCAUUAAGUGCAGAAUUGCUGGCGUUCAUUAGGAUAUUCAAUAUGAAUCAAGAUGAACUAACGAAAUGGUCGAGCCACGGUCUCCCGGGCGACCUAGUCUCCACAGAAGCGACCAGUUUAGAGUCGGUGGGCGCCGAACUCGACCGGCGCGCCUACACGUACCUCCUCACCCGCUGCGGACUCAUCAAGGCCAUGUACAAGACUAAAGACACCACCGAUAACACACAUACGAAAAACAUCAAACUGCUGAAACAGUGCGAAGUACAAAUCCUCGACGGUGCCAUAAAGUACUUGGAAGCCGAACUGCAGAAGUUACCCGCCAACUGAGACCGGUAUAUAUCGACGAUGUUUUUAAGGUACCUCACGUGCAAUCCUUAUUUUUAAUUGUUUAUUUAUGACGAGACAAGUAAACAGUAAAUACUGAUAAUUUUGCCUCGUCACAAAAUAUUUUGCGGCCAUUGUUUAAGAGAAUUCCUAAACAAAGGUCGCAAAAUAGUACAUUACGAUACAAGUGCAUGCAAAAAGAGGAAAUUUGAAACAAGUGAGUUACGAAUUUCCUCUUCGCAGGUAUAUCUUACGACGUUUUUCAGUACAUACCUAUGACCCUUUGAAGUUUCGGCAUAGGCACAUAAUGAACCACUUCUCGCACUAGUGCGAUAAAGUAACACCAUAUGUACAGAGUGGCAACAUUGUAGUGUCAUCCCUUUCAAAUCAAUAUGUGUGAGAAAACGGGACGACACUACGAUGUUGCCACUUUUUAAUUUCUACUCUUUCUGAUCAGACUGUACUGAAUAAGUAUUUUACACUGAAUAGCGGCGUUUAACAAAUAGAGAUACUAAAAUAUAAACAGGGGCAUGUGUGUAAUCGAUGACUCUAAAAAUUAUUACUGUCUUUGUUAUUUACUUCUUUCUACCUGUGUCCACUAAACUAUGGAAGGUAUUUUAAAAACAUCGCUGAUAUUAAUAGAAUAAUCCAACGAAAUUCCACGAUCACACAAACUAUACUGUAUGUUUAAAAAAUAUGAUAUUGUAAUAAUUAGUAAUCUUCAUAUCUGUGGUUGGUGGAGGAAAGUGUGCCUCUUGUAUUGAAAGUGGAUUCACUUAUCUCGCUUGAUUUAGUUAAUACAAUAGCCAAAUAUUAUAAUAUGCUGUAUAUGUUAUGCUUUAACAUGUUGGCUGUCCACAAUACUUAUUAAUACAAUAUUUAUACCGCGUAAUGGACCAUAUAUAUACAUAAGUACUGUUAACUAUACCUAGUUAAAUAAUGUAUUCUGGCAUAAUAGUACUGUCCUGAAAGCACAUUGAUGAAAUGUGCAUAAUGGUUUUUGUCCUGUGUAAUUGCAAACACAGUAGUAAUCAUCUAAUAAUACAUAAAUUCUAUGAACAAAUGAUUAAUAGUUAUAUGUUUUACAAGGGGGCAAAGUUGUUGUUUAACCGCACGUGCCAAUAUUGAUACCCGAGCAAGCGAAAGAUUCCAAUAUUGAAUAGAACGUAGCGAGUGGUUCAAAAACUGGAAUCUUGAGCG
Leguminivora glycinivorella is the source of this 2761-nucleotide messenger RNA. RefSeq names its product actin-histidine N-methyltransferase (gene Setd3). Gene Ontology annotation, molecular function: histone H3K36 methyltransferase activity; histone H3K4 methyltransferase activity; transcription coactivator activity. The record is from RefSeq and is a predicted model, not a curated record. NCBI's taxonomy places the organism in Eukaryota, Metazoa, Arthropoda, Insecta, Lepidoptera, Tortricidae. The transcript is spliced from 9 exons. The coding region runs from base 95 to 1564 and encodes 489 amino acids. Gene Ontology annotation, biological process: peptidyl-lysine monomethylation; peptidyl-lysine dimethylation; positive regulation of transcription by RNA polymerase II.